Messenger RNA from Aspergillus pseudotamarii, 476 nucleotides. RefSeq lists its product as uncharacterized. Bases 78 to 431 code for a protein of 117 amino acids. The record is from RefSeq and is a predicted model, not a curated record. Lineage: Eukaryota; Fungi; Ascomycota; Eurotiomycetes; Eurotiales; Aspergillaceae. The transcript has a single exon.
CGUUGGUUCGCACGGUCCCUUACUGAGAAUUGGCAAGGCUUUCGCGAUUGAACAAGAUAAAGGCAGUUACACCCCCUAUGUUCAAGUCCAUUUUGAUACACAAUAUUCCUUUCAUCUCUCAGCAUAAUUUGUCUCUAUUGCUUUUUCUCGACAUUCUCCAUAUUCCAGCCAUGUGUACCUAUACUUUUGCGCGGCUCCACUAUCGAGGUUGCCAUCGGGAUGAACCCCACAGUUUUGAAAAGCGCUACUAUAAACCAUGCGACCCUGUUAAACUAAACAACGAGCCCUACUGUCCCAAUGCUACCUUCGAUUCGAGUCUUGGUGUGUUCGGUACUACGACCAGGCGAGGUACUUGCCCUCGUUGCCGAGACUCGGGUGUAUCUGUAGAUACAGUUGUGGAAUCGGUGCGUUCACAAAUAUCCUUGUUAUGAUGGAUCUAACUUGAGUAACUGUGGACAGGCCAGCUUGGACUGAGC